AUGCCUAUCUCUCUCUCAUCGAUAGUCACGGCCCUGCCGUCUGAAGAUUCAUGGGGUCCACCCACCACCACGGAUGCGCUCGUGGAUGGCGUUCCAUACGCACCAUACUCGAAGGGAGACAAGCUGGGCCGGAUGGCGGACUGGACAACUGAGGGCAAAGAUAGAGAUGGACGAGGAGGCAGGCAGCAAUAUAAUAGGAACUACAGGGAUCAGCAAGUCUACGGUGCUGGCACGUCCAGCCUAUUCGCGGUUCAAGUAGCAGAAGAUGAAUCAUCUUUUUCCGUGGUCGACAAUACUCGCACUUCAACGAAGACUCGAGGCUUCGGGCGUGGCGGUGGUACCAUAUUCCGAGGUCGAGGACGAGGCGGGCGCGACCAACGUGGAGGACGAGGCACGUUCCAGAAUUCAAGAGUGGGCGGCCGCGGUGGUCAGCAAGCCUACCUCUACGACCAACGGGGAGGUGCUCGAGGCGGACGAGGUGGACGAAGGUUCGGCUGGAAAGAUUAUGACAAGCCCCAACGAAAUCGCGACUCCUCUGUGAACAUCAAACCUGACUGGACGAUGUUAGAAGAGAUUGACUUCGCCCGGUUACUGAAGCUCAACCUUGAAACCUCAGCCGGUGAGGACAUCGAUAGCUAUGGCUUCCUCUACUACUAUGACCGCGGCUACGACAAGCCUCCUGUCAAGAAUACGGAGCGAAAACUCAACGUCGUGGAUCGCGCUGCGUACAAUGUCACCACCUCUUCAGAUCCCAUAAUCCAAGAACUGGCCGAAAAAGACGAAGCCACCAUUUUUGCCACCGACAAUAUCCUCUCCAUGCUCAUGUGCGCUCCCCGAUCCGUCUACAGUUGGGAUUUAGUCAUUACGAAGCAAGGUAGCAAACUGUAUCUUGACAAGCGAGACGGCUCGUCCCUGGAUAUGGUAUCUGUAAACGAGAAUGCCGCGGAUGCACCUUUGGAAGCGAGCGAGGGCAAUAAAGAUAGCAUUAAUUUCCCCGGCGCAUUGGCGCUUGAGGCCACCUUCAUUAAUCACAAUUUUGCGAAUCAAACCGUCAUGGAGAGCGAAACGAGCAAGUUGGAAAUGCAGCACGAAAACCCCUUCUACAACCCGUCAGAAGAGACCGAACCUUUAGCAUCCAAAGCCUACAAAUAUAGACGCUUCGACCUCUCGCUCGAGAAAGACGAAGAUCCUCUGCAUCUGAUCGUCCGCACAGAGAUCGAUGCGGUUGUGAAGAAUAAUAUCAGCGGCGAAGAUCAAUUACUCACCCUGAAAGCACUGAACGAGUUUGACCAUAAGGCACAAGGUAGCGGCGGUGCUCUAGACUGGAGGACCAAACUUACGAGCCAGCGCGGUGCGGUGGUAGCAACGGAGAUGAAGAACAACAGCUGCAAGUUGGCGAGAUGGGCUACACAAGCUAUAUUGGCUGGCGCAGACGUGAUGAAACUCGGAUUCGUAUCCCGAGCUUCCCCCAAAAUUCCCGACCGACAUGUCAUCCUCGGCGUCGUCGGCUACGAUCCUCGCAAAUUUGCUGAGCAAAUGAAUCUCAACCUCGCUAAUGGCUGGGGUAUCGUCCGGACCAUUGUGGACAUGUGCCGGAACAUGAAAGAUGGCAAAUACGUCCUCGUGAAGGAUCCAAAUAAGGCGUUGUUGAGAUUGUAUGAGGUGCCGGUGGGGACGUUUGAGGAGGAAGACGGGGAGGAAAUCGAGGGGACAGAGGCGGGUGGGGAUGAAGAGUAA
Letharia columbiana is the source of this 1737-nucleotide messenger RNA. RefSeq lists its product as uncharacterized. The record is from RefSeq and is a predicted model, not a curated record. Gene Ontology annotation, biological process: translational initiation. The transcript has 3 exons. Bases 1 to 1737 code for a protein of 578 amino acids. Gene Ontology annotation, molecular function: translation initiation factor activity. Gene Ontology annotation, cellular component: cytoplasm; eukaryotic translation initiation factor 3 complex. NCBI's taxonomy places the organism in Eukaryota, Fungi, Ascomycota, Lecanoromycetes, Lecanorales, Parmeliaceae.